Colius striatus (speckled mousebird) is the source of this 1311-nucleotide messenger RNA. It is a transcript of the gene NIM1K, whose product is annotated as NIM1 serine/threonine protein kinase. Gene Ontology annotation, molecular function: ATP binding; protein serine/threonine kinase activity; tau-protein kinase activity. Gene Ontology annotation, cellular component: cytoplasm. The record is from RefSeq and is a predicted model, not a curated record. The transcript is spliced from 3 exons. Gene Ontology annotation, biological process: intracellular signal transduction; microtubule cytoskeleton organization; protein phosphorylation. Bases 1 to 1311 code for a protein of 436 amino acids. NCBI's taxonomy places the organism in Eukaryota, Metazoa, Chordata, Aves, Coliiformes, Coliidae.
AUGACAACGGGAUAUGUGAAUGGAGGAAAUCUUGGAAAACACCGCUACUUCCGGUGGCAUCGUGAGGACAGCGGAGAAGACGAUGGGCACCCCGAGUGCUGUGGAGGAGAUGAAGAGAGCAGGCAACAAAGGCUGACACCACUUGAGAAACUAAUGCAGGAUAUGUCCCAGAAUGAAAAAGUAGUGAAAGAAUUAACCCUGGGAAAGAGAAUUGGCUUCUAUCGAGUCAGAGGAGAAAUAGGAAGUGGAAAUUUCUCACAAGUGAAGCUUGGCAUUCAUUCACUAACCAAAGAGAAAGUUGCCAUCAAGAUUUUGGACAAGACAAAGCUGGACCGGAAGACGCAACGCUUGCUGUCUCGUGAGAUAUCCAGCAUGGAGAAGCUGCACCACCCAAACAUCAUUAGGCUGUAUGAAGUGAUGGAGACACUCUCAAAGCUGCAUCUGGUGAUGGAGUAUGCAGGAGGUGGGGAGCUCUUCACUAAAAUCAGUACAGAAGGGAAGAUGCUAGAAACAGAGUGUAAAAUAAUCUUCUCUCAGAUUGUGUCUGCCGUGAAGCACAUGCAUGAGAAUAACAUCAUUCACCGGGACCUGAAAGCAGAAAAUGUCUUCUACACCAGUAACACCUGCGUUAAGGUGGGAGACUUCGGAUUCAGCACAAUAAGUAAGAGAGAUGAAACUUUAAACACCUUCUGUGGUUCUCCUCCUUACGCAGCCCCUGAACUCUUCCGAGAUGAAAACUACGUUGGCAUUUAUGUAGAUAUCUGGGCACUGGGGAUCCUCUUAUACUUUAUGACAACAGGUAUCAUGCCAUUUCGGGCAGAUACAGUGGCCAAACUGAAAAAGUGCAUUCUUGAAGGGACGUACAGUUUGCCUCCCUGCCUCUCAGAAACCUGCCAGAAACUGAUAAAAGGAGUCCUUCAGCCAGUACCAACUGAACGGUACUCUGUCAAACUUAUUAUGAACAGUGAGUGGAUGCAAGGGAUACAAUACCCGAAACCUUUACAGCCAUUUAAACUGGAUCCAAAGUAUUUAUCGGACGUGAGUACACUCAAGGAGGAAGAAAUUGAAGUGAAAAACAUUCUGGAAGAUCUAGGCAUCACAGAGGAGCACAUUCAAAAUAACCGUGGAAGAGAUGCACGCAGCUCCAUAACGGGCGUCUACAGAAUUGUUUUGCACAAAGUACAGAGGAAAAGGGCCCUUGAGUGUGUUCCCAUCAUGUCCCAUCCAGACCCCAAAGAACAAGACUUGAGGAGGGGAAUCUGUUCUCAUGGCGGGGUGAAGCACACAUCCAAGCUGUGUUCUAUUUUAUGA